This is a messenger RNA of Spinacia oleracea (spinach), 1290 nucleotides long. RefSeq names its product lactoylglutathione lyase GLX1. The coding region runs from base 172 to 1047 and encodes 291 amino acids. NCBI's taxonomy places the organism in Eukaryota, Viridiplantae, Streptophyta, Magnoliopsida, Caryophyllales, Amaranthaceae. Gene Ontology annotation, molecular function: metal ion binding; lactoylglutathione lyase activity. The transcript has 9 exons. The record is from RefSeq and is a predicted model, not a curated record. Gene Ontology annotation, cellular component: cytoplasm.
CACAGGUGGUGAGCUUUCGACCAGUUCUCUUUUUUUUUUUUUUUGUAGAAGUGUCUAUAAAUUUCUGGGAAAUAACAUUUCGAUCAAUUAUUCUCAUCUAUUUUGUCACUCUACUUUUCAUCAUCAUCAAUAUCAUCAUCAUCACACUCCCUCAGGUACAACAAUUUGGAAAUGGCUGGGUGUGGGUGUGGAGCUGCUGCACCUAAUGCAGAGUUGUUGGAAUUCCCAAAGACAGAUAAGAGAAGAUUUCUGCAUGUUGUGUACCGUGUUGGAGAUCUUGACCGCACAAUUAAGUUCUACACAGAAUGUUUCGGAAUGAAGCUGCUGAGGAAGCGGGAUGUUCCAGAGGAAAAAUACACAAACGCAUUUCUUGGGUUUGGCUCAGAGGAGUCCAACUUUGCCGUGGAACUAACAUACAACUAUGGAGUUGACCACUAUGAUAUCGGGACAGGUUUUGGACAUUUUGCAAUUGCUACUCCAGAUGUCUACAAAAUGGUUGAGGAUAUCCGAGCUAAGGGUGGUGUCAUCACUAGAGCACCUGGUCCAGUGAAAGGAGGAUCAACUGUGAUAGCUUUCGUGAAGGAUCCUACUGGUUACAUCUUUGAGCUGAUUCAGAGAUGCUCAACUCCUGAACCAUUGUGCCAAGUAAUGCUUCGUGUUGGUGAUCUAGAGCGCUCUAUCAAGUUCUACGAGAAGGCCCUGGGGAUGAAGGUGGUAAAGAAAACUGAUAGACCUGAACAAAAGUACUCCAUAGCUAUGAUGGGGUAUGCCCCUGAAGAGGAGACAACUGUUCUGGAGUUGACUUACAAUUACGGCGUGACUGAGUAUACUAAAGGAAAUGCUUAUGCACAGGUUGCUAUUAGUACUGAUGAUGUCUACAAAAGUGGUGAGGUUGUCAGCUUGGUUAAUCAAGAGCUUGGAGGAAAGAUUACUCGACAACCCGGUGCUGUUCCUGGACUCAACACUAAGAUCGUCUCUUUUCUCGACCCAGAUGGCUGGAAAACUGUUCUUGUUGACAAUGAAGAUUUUCUCAAGGAGUUGAAGUGACUGAAAUGAUGUCCAAGAAGUUCUACCUAUGGAUGACCCGACCCGGCUUUUGCAUAAAUAAAUGUCUCUCGUUUUAGCCAUGUCUCUGAUCGUUUAAGGGUAUUAUGUGUAUGAGAGUUCUAGUCUUUUCGUCAUUUGCCAAUAGGUUGAGCUUUAGUAUCGUAUAGACUACCAAAAUUUCGAGUAUUCGAGUAAUGUUUUCCUCUCUUUUUUUCUUAAUAUUUAGUACGGAGUUGACUCUCA